Messenger RNA from Metarhizium brunneum ARSEF 3297, 2286 nucleotides. It is a transcript of the gene oca2, whose product is annotated as Serine/threonine-protein kinase oca2. The record is from RefSeq and is a predicted model, not a curated record. Gene Ontology annotation, biological process: intracellular signal transduction; protein phosphorylation. Gene Ontology annotation, cellular component: cytosol. NCBI's taxonomy places the organism in Eukaryota, Fungi, Ascomycota, Sordariomycetes, Hypocreales, Clavicipitaceae. Gene Ontology annotation, molecular function: protein serine/threonine kinase activity; ATP binding.
AUGCUACCAACAGCCCCAGAGCCAUCGCAGACGACUGCGAAUGCUCCGGGCGACGUCUCUGAACCCAAGGAUGAUGCUCCGGCAGUUCGCUUUGCCUCUUCCAUAGAGGAAAUCUCGCCAUCCGCUGCAGCCCCCGCCACGAGCCAAGACCAACAAGACUAUAGCUUCUCCGAGGUUGCUGCUGACGAGCUUAAAUCAUUUACCAAAUCUCUGCAAGGUCGCCCUCUUCAAGAGAGGCGUAUGAAUACGUUCCAAUUCGAGGCCUUUUCUCUCCCCCCAUCCAGAGUUCCGUCCCGGGAAGACGAGUCGGCGGAUUCAACGAGACUCCCAACACCCAAUUCUUCCAGCUUCCAUUCGCCCCAUGGCAGCCCAAGGCUCUCUGCGUUGGCGUCCCCGCCUCUUACACCCGCCGGUUCGGGCCCGUCCAUAGUGUCUGAGAAGAGAAUUUCCAGAGGACCAUCCGACAAGGGUCCUAGCUCUGGCGACCCCCAGAUAAUCACUCCUCAGGCCUCGUCUUCGCACGAUAGGUCUCCUGUGGUUGAGGAGCGCAAGCAACUUACUCACCGACCUGCUUCUUCGGACAAUGUUAUGAGACGCUCCUCCUCUGUUGAGGACCACAGGUCUCAUAGAAGGGGCAUGUUUGGUGUCGGCGCUGGCUCCGUUCCCGUCUCUCGAGAGUCCAGCCCGUCGCGAAGCUCCGCGUCCAACUUCUAUUCAAAGCCUGUCACACCUGGCGGGGACGCAAAUGAUCCAUACGCCAAAGGAAAGCGACCUCCACAGCAAUCGCACCCUACACGACACACAAUUGACCCUCGCUUUGUCUUUUCCAGGAAGAAGAAGCAUGGAUCCCCAGGCAGCUCAAAGACGAGCCUAACUGAUAAGCGUGCUUCAGGCGUGUUUGGCAAAAGCGACGAACAUCUCACUGUCGAGGGUGCAGGAGCUGGUUCUGGCCACACUCCACAAGGGUCUAUGGCGGAUUUGAAGCGGUUUUUCAGAAUGUCUGGCCAUAACCAACAUCACCACCACAAGAAGAGGGAUCAAUCCCCUGCCUCAGGCACCAGAACACCUCCUACGUCUCGAUCUGCGAACCAGCAACUUCCCUUCAGUGACGACCACGGUCUAUCGUCAAGAUAUGGCAAGCUUGGCAAGGUUCUUGGCGCCGGUGCCGGAGGAUCAGUCAGAUUAAUGCGACGCAAGGAGGACAACACGGUUUUCGCAGUCAAAGAGUUCAGGGCCAGACAUAGCUACGAGACGGAGAAGGAAUAUAACAAAAAGGUCACUGCCGAAUUUUGCGUCGGUUCAACGCUCCAUCAUGGAAAUAUUAUUGAGACUCUGGACAUUCUCCAGGAGAAGGGCCGAUGGUUCGAAGUCAUGGAAUAUGCGCCAUUUGAUCUAUUUGCCAUUGUCAUGACGGGCAGAAUGAGUCGAGAGGAAAUCCGAUGUUGCUUCUUACAGAUUUUAAACGGUGUCACCUACCUGCACAGCGUGGGACUGGCACAUCGGGAUUUGAAGCUGGACAAUGUUGUCGUCAGUGAUAAGGGUAUCAUGAAGAUUAUUGAUUUUGGCAGUGCCCAUGUCUUCAAGUAUCCCUUUGAGAACGGCACUGUUUCUGCCAAAGGCAUUGUUGGCUCUGACCCAUAUCUGGCUCCAGAAGUUUAUGACGUGAAGGAGUAUGAUGCAGCGGCUGUAGACAUUUGGUCACUGGCCAUCAUUUUCUGUUGCAUGACUUUGCGGCGCUUCCCUUGGAAGAUUCCGAGAAUGACAGAUAACUCUUUCAAGCUUUUUGCAGCCGAUCCCACUCCCGGACACGACCCGACAAAACUCAUUACGCACUCUAAAUCAACUGGGAACUUGUCCAGCACAGUAGCUAGGGAGUUCUUGACGGACGAGGAUUUGAAAGAAAAAGGUCAUCGCAAUCACUCUCACCAUUCACACCACCAAGGUCAUGGCCACUCGCAUGGAAAGGAAAACGCAGAAGCUCCAUCUACGGCAGAAUCCCACAGCCAGCAGGCUCAGAACCAAGGCGCCGCAGGAGAACGCAAGGAAAUUAUACGCGGCCCUUGGAGAAUUCUCAGAUUGUUGCCGCGAGAAAGUCGCCACAUCGUUCAUCGUAUGCUCGACCUUGACCCCAAGACUCGUGCUAAGAUGGACGAAAUUUUGAGCGAGUCGUGGGUUGCAGAUACUGUUAUAUGCCAACAGCUGGAGAAUGGUGAAGUCAUCCCUGCCGAGGACCAUACGCACGUGCUCGAGCCGCCCGCCUCCCAGCAGCAGCAAUCUAAGACAUAA